Messenger RNA from Orbicella faveolata, 925 nucleotides. RefSeq names its product tetratricopeptide repeat protein 4-like. The record is from RefSeq and is a predicted model, not a curated record. Lineage: Eukaryota; Metazoa; Cnidaria; Anthozoa; Scleractinia; Merulinidae.
UUUUAUUCUGUAAAUUUGUCGAUUUUGAAGCCGAGUUCCUUGAGAAUUUUUUUUACAAUUUUUAAUCUGAAUCACUGUUUUCCUUGGACAAGAAAUUUAUUUUCAGUUCAACUUUUAACCAGACGAAAAGCGUACGUUAAGGCCUAUGUACUCAGACUGAUUUCCCUCAGAAAGAAAUAUAAUUAUCCAUGAACACUUCACGUGAUAUGACACACAUCUCCACAUUAUUGGGAGCGACUAAGACAUGAUCAAAUCCACCUGACAAACGUAGAGUAAAGUUCUUAGAAAGUAAUAACGAUAAAACGUCUGCAGUGCACAUUGCAAUCGAGUGCUAAACGAUAAGGCCUGAUGUGAACCUGAAAUACCAAUGAAGAUUUGUGUUCCUUUAUUAGAACCAGUUGAUAUAGCGCAGAAUUAAACGGAGAUAGACGCCAGUACAUGAUGAAUCCGAGUGAUUCACAAGGAAUCGAUUCUGCCGGCAAUGACGCACUGGCGAGAGAACCAGUUGACACGGCACAGGAACAAAGUUCUUCCCAAAAUAUGGAUUUAGCUGACAAUGACGCGUUGACAGAAACAGCGAAAGUUUACAAAGAGCUAGGAGAUGCUGAGUUAGCCAAAGAAGAAUUCCAAAAGGCCUUAAGUUUCUACACUGAAGGGAUUAAUGUCAAGUGUAAAGAUGAACAACUGAACGUCGAGCUUUACCGAUGUAGGUGGCUCUCAAAUUGUCAUCUGGGUAAUGUUCAUGAAGCAUCUGAGGAUCUGAUACAUUUACAAGAAAUCACAGGACCAGCUGACACAACACAUAAUGAAGCGACAUUGAUGCCAGAGAUGGUGGAAUCUGACGAUGACACUCUGAGAGGUAAGGAAAUCUGAUGCCCAUAUAUACCCACAAUUGCAUAAGAUAAAAUUUUAUUUAUUGGUUGCG